Molecule: messenger RNA, 5100 nt
Organism: Rhipicephalus microplus (southern cattle tick)
Lineage: Eukaryota; Metazoa; Arthropoda; Arachnida; Ixodida; Ixodidae
Molecular function (GO): protein binding
Source: RefSeq, a predicted model, not a curated record
AUGACGACACAGCACUUGCAUGGAGGAUCCCUGGACGCGUCCCGGCUGACGCUGCGGCCUGCCGGGCCGCUCGACCUGGUGGACGCGGGCACCCAGGUGGACCUCUCGGCCGACACGAUCGCCUACGACUCCGACGAUGACAUGAUGAAGCGCAAGAUCAGCGCGCUGCGCAGCCGCAAGGGCCACCCGAUCUACUCGCGCGAAGACAUCCGCGAACAGUACUGCAUCACGCGCAAAGAGAUUGCCGUACUCGACGACAAAGGUGCCACCACCCGCAGCCUGUUCGGGUGCCUGGCGGCGCAGGGAGCAGCCGGAGGAGGAGGCGGCGGGAGCCCCUGCAACGCGGCGCUCUUCUCGUGCGUCCAGCGCGCCUCGAGCGACGAGAACAUUCCGCCGCCUCCGACGACGCAGCAAGGCGGUGGAAAAGACGACGACGACGACUUCGCCAGCUCGGGCUUUCGGCGGCGGCCCAAGCCCUUCUGCUUGCAGGACCCGAAGCUGCGCUUUAGCAACCUCGACGCGGCCGAUAGCGACUCGGUGCGCAUCGUGGUUCACUCCCGCUCCUUCUCGGCGCGUCCCAGACUGCAGAGUUGCAACAGCUACGGCAGCACGAGCCAAGGCAGCCUGGCGAGCAGCAGCAACCUGAGCUACGUAUCGCGCUGCGCGUCCCGACCGUCCAACUUGAGCUUCCAGUACGACGGGGUCACGCUGGGCCAGUGUCACAGCGUGGACGCCCUCAACGAUGCCUCCACGUGGAGGCGUCGCAGCGACGGCGGCGUCGCGGUGCCUGACGCGCUUCUCGACGACCGCCGGCCGAAGCACGUGAGCUUCGACUCGAACGCGCUUGUGCGCAGUAACACCGUGGCCGGCGGACUGGAGGACGUCGAGCUCAGCCUCGGGGGACCCGCCGCCACGUCCACGCCGCUGGGGCGCCGCGCCGUAUCAACGCCGGACGGUUCCCAAGAAAGGCUCUUGGACGCUCGUCAUUACCAAGAUUCUUUCGAGAGAGCUUCGUUCGGUCGCCGACGGGCUCUGGUGAAGACGCAGGCCACGCAAACUGAAACCGUGUGCAGGACCAAGGCGUCGCUGCCCGCCUACCUCACCCUGUCACCGCGGGCAGCGCGCGGAGCGAAGCACAAAACAGCCCGGCGGCGUAAGGUCAAGGACGCUCGCCGGGCUGGCACGUCCGUGAGUGACGACAGCGACGACGACGUCAUGGAGGUCGACCUGGUGAGCAAGCAGCAGAGGCUACUUCCAUCUCCCAAGCCGCAUAAGCAGGGAAAAACCAAGCAAGAUUCGUUGGUCACCAAUAAGUACGAAGAUGGUGGCUUCCAAGCGAAAAGUCCCCGCACUAAAGGCCAGAUGGAAGAACUCAGCAGGGCACUCUGUAAGAUUGACCUGCUGAGAGAAACCAGGGGCAGUUCGAGGCCUGCUCCCGUUGGCCACGAGGACGCCAUGGUAAACAGUAGGCGAGAUAGUAAUUACCAUUCAGGACCGCGAGUGGAACAUCAGUCGAAUGUCAAUCUAUGCCCAUCCAAGGAAUCCCAUAGGAGAGAAGAAAAGCGAAACACUCACCCCGCGCAACCUGAGGGACUCACGUCUCCGGAAAGCGAGUCGUCUAGCAGUCAGUUCACUGAGCGCGAAUCCUCGCGGAGCGAACGUUCCACCAGCAGUUCUGGACCUGCCGUGGCGGCCAAACUGCGAGAGGCAAACGCAGAUGCCGGCCGGCAGGACACGACCAGCGAGAGCACCUCUGAAUACGUCACGGCCACCGAGCACUCGGCAAAAGCACGGGAGUCGACGGAAACGAGUAGCACCAGCCAGGCCCGCCGCGACGGCACUGACACGUCCUUCGAAACAGCGUCGUCGGCGAGCCUUUUCAGCUCACCUUCGUCCAGGAACGGUGCAUGUACAAAAACUCCUUCUCCCAGGGCCUCCUCGAGGGACGUGACUCACGAUCCGGACGAAGCGGCCAUGUCUUCCGAAGAGACGGAGAAAGGCCACAAUGACUCCUCGGACGAAUCGACCAAAAAGGAAGAGCAACUUCUCUCAUCAGAGUCCGGCGAGUACUCACUCGGACGCGCAGAAGGAGUCGAUGAUGAAGAUGAAGACAGGACAGACAAGUCGGACGACGAGGAAGGUGCUUUAGAAAGAGACGCCGACAGCAGACCCGCAUCUCAAGCCGACGAGUUUUCCGAAUCCGACGCGCCACCCCGCCAGUCGCCCGAUAUGAUGCGCACGGCGUUCUUCGAGCAGGGAGGGCCAUGCUCGUCCCAAAACGAUGAAGACCCCGACGACAUAGAGCCAAUGAUGAUGCCCUUGAUGACGUUCCGAGACGUCCAGAACGCAAUCAGUCGCUCGGAAAUUCGACAAUACGACGAGCUGUCCACCGUGUCCGAGGUGUCCGAAGAAAACAGCAACUCUGACCAGCAAAUCACUGAACGGUAUCAGCCACCGAUGCCAGACGUCAUCAGCAAAUCCGAGACCCCUCCGCCUCCUUUGUCACCCCCACCCACAGAAGAGCGACAGCCGUCUGAGGGACGGGCCGCUCUUGAACAACGCCCACCUUCGGAAGGACGACCCCCUCCCAUAGAGGAACCAGCAAUGGCAGAGCAAACGGAAUCACACGAGUGGCAAGCAGCCACGGAGUGCCUGCAUUCCACUUCUUCGUCCGAGUACCUCGACUCCGAAGUGGCAACUCCGAGCUUCGACAGUGCCACGACAUCGUGCAGCUUCAACCUGGACUUUCCAUCGUCGGCUGCAGCGGAGCUCUCGCUAGACACGACCAGCCACGCGUCCAACGUCUCCACGACCACGACCGACUCGGAUAGCAAAAGUGUGGUGGUCGCCGAGAGUGAGUUAGCGCGCAAUGACGACACCGACGUGACGGACAGCUCCAUGUCGACGAAAAACACGGCACGCCGGCGACCGCCAGAGGCGCCGAGGCAGCAGCCGGAUGGCGGCGGCGCCAUCCCCAAGCUUCAGGGGGUCGUCGGUAGCAGCGGCAGCGUCGAGCAUCGACGCCGGCGGGAGCGCGCCUCUCGCGUCCGCUGGGAGGUGCUAGAAGCUGCAUGCUCCGCUCAGGUGGCGACUUCCGUCGAGGACCUCUGGACGCGGCACCGGGAGCUUCAGGGGCGCCGUUCGCGCUCCCUCCCUCGCAGUCCCGAGAGCAGGGGCCGGGACUCGGUCGUGUGCAGCCAGUGCGGUGAUAGAGUGCGCGAACACCGCGUUCCCGGGCCCUACUCUUGGGAGCGGCCGCUGAGCAGAGGACUCUGCCUGGACGGGCGCCGAUCGGCGCCGUGCCCGGAUUACGGCCACGUGCGGAUGCCGGCGCCCUACCCUGCGGCCGACUUUUACGACGACGAUGACGACGACGAAGACGCUGAGAGCAGCAGCAGUAGCGUGCUGUCGGACUCUUCGCCUUCGUCCUCGUCCUCGUCCUCACCGGCGCAGAGCCGCUCGAGCUCGCCGGAAUCGACCGAGUCUGAGCGCGAGUUCCAACGCCAGUACGUGACCCUCACGCAUCGCAUGAUCCACCGGAAGGCGAGCCUCGAAAUGUACCGCCGCAUCGCGCACCGCUGCUUUGAGGCCACUAAGACCGUGCGGAUAGAGAAAAGCAACGGGGAGUUCGGGUUCCGGAUUCACGGGAGCCACCCGGUCGUAGUUUCGGCCAUCGAGAAAGGGACGCCUGCUCAGUCAUGUGGCUUGGAGGUGGGCGACAUCAUCAUCAGCAUCAACGGCAUCAGUGUGCUGGAUGCGAAUCAUUCCGAAGUGGUUCGGAUAGCUCACGCCGGCACCGAGGUGCUGGUGAUGGAGCUUGCCCGGACGUGCCACGUGCUCACGCCCAAGGUGAAGGAGCACCCUCCCAUCAUGUGGGGCUACCUGCAGCGUCUCAGCAGCGGGGGCCGCAGCAAACGCUGGUGCCGGCGCUGGUUCGUGCUCAAGCCCGACAACCGCCUCUACUGGUACAAGAACGAGCACGCCUACGACAUGGUGGGCGCCGUGAUGCUGGAGGCGGUGUCCGUCAGCCGUGUCGUCGAGGCCGGGGCCGAGCACGCCUUCAAGGUCGUCAAAUCGCCGGGGACCACAACCAACUCCAACGCCAUCUACUUCGCGGCCGACGACGAAGAGGCCGCCGGAAGAUGGAUCAGUGCCUUGAACCAAGUCGCCUGCAUUGCAUCGAGGGGUACCUCGUACAUGGACACCGUGGUCAGCAACAUGCACUCGCCGUGCGGUUCCCUGCCAGACCCCGACUGUCAGGGCUACCUAUGCAAGCUCAGUCAGCAGUGGAAAUCUUGGAAGAAGAGGUUCCUCGUGCUCAAGGACGCCUGCCUGUACUUCUACAAGGAUCGGAAUGCUCCAGUCGCCGUGGGCGCGUUUCUUCUUCACGGUUAUCGCGUACAGAGCUGCUCUAUGACCGGUAAGAAGAACACGUUCGAGGCGAUACCCCCCGAACCUUUGAUGCGGCAUCUGAGAUUCCUGGCUGACACCGAGUACGAGAAGAAGCGGUGGCUCGCUUCCAUGGAAUAUUCUAUCGACCGGUGGAUAAAAGUUUGAUGGUAGUUUAAAUUGUAGUUUAAUGGUGCCAAAAGCAGCUCCAAGAUGGAUUUCUCUCCAACGGUGGCUCGGACAACUUUACGUGCGGUGUCCAACGCGACCUCGACGGAGGAAGGCACGGAAGAACAAAGAGAAGACCAAGCGAGAAAGAGAGAAUGAACGAUGCGCACACGUCUAGAUUGCAGCGAUAUAGCCCGGACCUUGUAUUCGGUGGGACUGCGUCUUCGAGUGGAUACACCUGAAGAAGACGUGCCAGAACCCCGAGAGAAGAUAGCGCAGUUUGUUGUGUUGUGCGCGGUUUGCGACGUAAGUUGUGUUUGAGGCGUCGUUCAAGCUAUAAGAGGACACUAUUAUAUUUAGGAAUCUUGAAAUUGGGUGUCUCUUCGCGGAGUUCGCCCCUCGUUAACAGUUGUGCAUUGUUGUCGUCUUCUCUUCCGAAUGGCGUGCGUUUCCGUACGGGGGUCAACAAAACAAACCCUUAGCUGCGCGCGUCGUGAAAAAAAAAAGUCCCAGGCGUUCUAACAAUGGCAUUGCGUAGACCAU